Molecule: messenger RNA, 1287 nt
Organism: Cajanus cajan (pigeon pea)
Lineage: Eukaryota; Viridiplantae; Streptophyta; Magnoliopsida; Fabales; Fabaceae
Source: RefSeq, a predicted model, not a curated record
CUGCAGAUGGCCGAGGCUUUGCUAGGAAUUGUGAUUGAAAACUUGGGAUCUUUUGUCCAAGAUGAACUUGCAACGUUUUUGGGUGUUGACCAACAGAUUCAGAAGCUUUCCAGCUAUCUCACUGCAAUUCGCGCUGUCCUCGAAGAUGCUGAGGAAAAGCAAAUCACAAGUAAAGCUGUGAAGGAUUGGCUUCAGAAACUGACAGAUGCAGCAUAUGUGUUGGACGAUAUCUUGGAUGAAUGUUCAAUGCACCCAAAAAGUUCAUGCUUAUCCCGUCUCCACCCUAAGGACAUUCUCUUUCGUCGUGAUAUUGGCAAGAGGAUGAAUGACAUCACCCAAAGAUUUCAUGACAUUGAUGAAGAAAGGAGCAUGUUUCAAUUCAGUACUGGUGUCACUGACAAGCAAGCAGAGGAUGAUGAUGAAUGGCGCCAAACUAGCUCUGUCAUUACUGAACCCAUUAUCUAUGGUAGAGACCAAGACAGAGAGCAAAUUGUGGAGUCUCUUUUGCGGCAUGCAAGCAACAGCCAAGACCUCUCCAUCUAUACCAUAGUUGGUAUGGGUGGACUUGGGAAAACCACACUUGCCAAACAGGUCUUCAAUGAUGACCGGGUAAGCAAACAUUUUGACUUGAAAAUCUGGGUUUGUGUUUCUAAUGAUUUCAAUACAAAAAUAAUACUGCAAUCCAUCAUAGAAUGUGUCACUGGACAAAAUCCCAAUCUCAAUACUUUAGAAGCAAUGCAAAAAAAGGUUCAAGAAGUGUUGCAGAGCAAGAGGUAUUUACUUGUUCUUGAUGAUGUGUGGAAUGAAGACCAAAGGAAAUGGAAGGAGUUGAAGGGGGUGUUACAGUGUGCAAUGGGAACAAUUUUGGUCACCACUCGACUUGAGCAAGUUGCAUCCAUCAUGGAAGUGUGUCCUGUUCAUCGUUUGAUAGAAUUAUCUGAUGAUGACAGUUGGUCAUUGUUCAAACAUCAUGCAUUUGGACAUGACAGAGAAGAGAGUGAAGAGCUUGUUGCAAUUGGCAAAUAUAUAGUGAGGAAAUGCGUUGGUUCACCCCUUGCAAUCAAAACACUGGGAAGCCUCUUGCGUGGUGAAAGUGAAGUACAACAAUGGCAGAACAUAAAGGAACACGCUUCCAUGAUGGAUGCAACUUGCUCAAGCCGAGUGGUGACCAAAAUUGUUCCCAUUGCACACUGCAACACCCCCUUCAACUCCUUCCAUUUCCUUUGGUCUUCAUUCCACACAUCAUCAAGAACAAGUAAAUACCUCUUGCUCUGCAACACUUCUUGA